Messenger RNA from Rangifer tarandus platyrhynchus (Svalbard reindeer), 378 nucleotides. NCBI's taxonomy places the organism in Eukaryota, Metazoa, Chordata, Mammalia, Artiodactyla, Cervidae. The record is from the annotation of a GenBank genome assembly.
AUGGAAAAAGGUAUUCCAUUCAUGGAAAAAAAUUUUUUAAAAGCUGGAAUAGCAAUACUUGUAUCAGAUGAAUGGGCUUUAAAUAAAGACUGUUACAAGAGACAAAGAAGAACACUGCAUAAUGAUGAAGGGAUCAACCCAAGAAGAAGACAACAAAUACAUAUGCAUCCAGCACCUCAAUAUAUAAGGCAAAUCCAGAUGGCACUAGUGGUAAAGAACCUGCCUGCCAAUGCAGGAGACCUAAGAGAUGAAGGCUGGAUCCCUGGGUCAGGAAGAUCCCCUGGAGAAGGAAAUGGCAACCCACUCCAGAGAAUUCCAUGGACAGAGGAGCCUGGCAGGCUACAGUCCGUAGAGUCUCAAAGAGUCAGACACAGCUGA